This is a messenger RNA of Apiotrichum porosum, 390 nucleotides long. RefSeq lists its product as uncharacterized. Lineage: Eukaryota; Fungi; Basidiomycota; Tremellomycetes; Trichosporonales; Trichosporonaceae. The transcript has a single exon. Bases 1 to 390 code for a protein of 129 amino acids. The record is from RefSeq and is a predicted model, not a curated record.
AUGCCGCCCAAGCUACGUAUCGCCCGGCCAGUGAGGGACCCGGCCCUCUCGUCGGCCAUGUGGUGCGGCGCAUUCGCCCUGACGGAGCAAUGCUCGUUCAAGGACCACGCCGGCUUUGACGGCGUCAUGCUCGGCCAUCCCGGGUCCCCAUAUCACUUUGAAUUCACCAUCUGCCGCACGCACGUCGUCACACCAGCACCUACGGACGAGGACUUGACUGUAUUCUACUAUCCGGACGAGAAGGAAUGGGCCGAGACGUGUCAGCGCGCCGAAGAACAUGGCUUUGUGCGCGUGUCGUCUUUCAACCCUUAUUGGGACGACAAGGGGCGGACAUAUGCGGAUCGAGAUGGGUAUAGAGUCGUGCUGCAGCAGGCUGAGUGGACGCUGUGA